CUUAGAAACGGAGCCCUGCUGUUGUCAUUUACAACAAAAUGGCUGCUAAGGCGCAGAUAACGGGAGUUCAUUGAACGUUUUUAAUAACAGUCAUAAUAAUAUGUUUACGCCAAUAUUGUAUCUUAGGGAGAAUGUUCGUUGCAAAUAAUUGGAUAUUUCAAGAAUUUUCUUAUUUUUUGUAUUUGUGUUUCAUAGCUAGGCUCUUUAAAACCUUUCUAAUUUGCACUUUAACGUAGCUUGCUAUUGAAAUCAAGUUCUCGGUGUUUAAAAAAAACUUUACAUCUGCUUGUCGUUUUUGCUAUAUUAUGUCUGUUUUUGGUUAGUUAACUAGCUGCCGAAUCAGCUCGUAUACCACUAAAUUUUUUGGGAAUCAUUGAUUUUUAUUUUUUUUUUUUGCCUGCACUGUAUAUGGAAGCAUAGCUCGUUUUUCCUGGCGUCUCCAAACCUCCACACAGUGACCCCAGAAAGAAACUGAAGCAGUGACAGCGGCUGUUUGCUCAGUGAUAGUACGAAAGGGACUACGGCUGAAUUCUUCAUCUGUCAUUACGGGUAAUACGCGCUCCUUCGCGACUGAAAGCUGCAACAGACACGCUGAAUAAGGCAAGAAAGGGAUCCAAAAAUACAUGACGAGAACCAUUUGAUGGAAGAAAAGAAAAAGAAGAAACAAGACGAAAAGAAAAAGAAGGAAGCCACUCAGAAAAAGGCGGCAGAACCGAAGCACCAGGCGCCCGAGUCGGCCAAACCCCGGUGUGCCGCCGCACCCCCCACCGAGCCAGCCCCCGCACCCCCCUCGGUGACCCCGGGCACCAGCAGCGGAGGCGAUGGCAAGCGUCCCCCCCCCUGUGCCCCCCAGCAGCAGCCGCCGCCGACGCCGGCCUCCCGCCACCCGCCGCGAGAGCUGCCGCCCCGCUUCCGCCAGCAAGAGCACAAACAGCUGCUAAGGAGGGGCCAGCCACUGCCGGCCGGGAGCCCGCCCCUUGGGACCGCCUCCCAAGCCCUGUCCACCAAUCAGCACGCAGUGUCGUCCCAGUAUGAGGAUUCCCGUGGCGGGGGCUCGCCCACCGGUAGCGCCAGCUGGGACCAGCUGAUCGUGGACGACCGAGACGCUGAGGCGUGGCCCCGCGUCUCACGCGCCGACGGCCACGCCCUUUCGAAGCAAGCCGCGGACGCCGACAGCACUGCCGAGGGAGGCAGCAGCAUGAGCGGGGGCGCCGAGGGCUCCCCCCAAGCCUGUUACCCAGGCAACCACCCUGUCACCAGCACCGCCGGCCUGGAGGUGGCUGGCAAAGCCUGGGACAUUGGGCCUGCCCACUGUCCAGCUGCCAUUGGUGGAGAUGGGAAUCAUGAGACCCCGCCUACAGGAGGGAGGGGCCAACCCAGCUGGAGCUCCUCUGCCAUGAACCUGAACCCGAGUGCCAACCCGUCUGCCUGGCCCGUGCUGGGUCAGGAUGGCGCCGGCGGGUCACUAAGUGGGAACGCCCCACCCCCCGGGCUCUGUGGCCCAGUGGGAGGGUCUAUGGCGCAUAUGGGCGGGGCCAACACACAGUUGGGUGGGGCCAGUUGUAAUGCUGCAGGAAAUGGUGGCGUUGGCUCCUGGGGAGGAACAAUGACACCUGAUGGUCUGGAGAAGCCGCCCUCCCCCUCCGUGAACAUGCCCACCGGAGGCAAACCACAGAACUGUAAUGCCAACGGGCCGAUCCGCAGCAGCUGGGGCUCGUCAAACCCCGUCCGCACUGCUCCGGACUGGGAGGGUGGGACCACAGGCUCCACACCGGCCAAUCAGGAGAGCGGCUCAUCCUGGGACCUGGGCACAACUGCCUGGGGCCGUGGGAGCGACAGGGGGGCGGCUACACCUGGCUGGGACCAGAGCUCCAGCAAGGCUAAAGGGCCAGAGUCGGCAGGGAACCCCCAGCAGGAGCACACUGGGUCCUGGGGCUGCAGAGCCGGGACGCCCUCCAGCGAGGGCAGCAGUGACAGCCACGAGGGCCCCCCCCGGCACAGGAAGAAGCCCUCCACGAAGGAGGUGGACCCCCCGGUGCCUGCCCAGGACCUGGAUCCCCGCGUGCUAUGCAACACGGGCUGGGGCCAGACGCCAGUGAGACAGCACACGGUGUGGGAGACGGAGGAGGGGGGCGCAGAAGGUUCCGACCCCAAGCCCCCCACCGGGCGUGCAGCGGAGGCGGAGCAAAGGAGCGAAAUAGCUGGGCCUGGGGUCUCCACGGCUACGGGCUGGGGGGGUCCCGACCCGCACCCCAGGCCCAGCCGGGUCGAGCCGCACACCGACAGAAAGGUACACGCGGGGCCGUCAGGCUGGGCGGGCAGCUCAGCCGGAGCUGGAGAGGAAAUGACUGGCAGCUGGCACAGCUAUCAGGGGAAGGCCAAGCCGGUCCAGGGCUGGAGCGACGGCCCCCAGGCCACACCCCCCCAUGGCUGGGCCGGCAGAGGAGGGGCGCUGGGUGGGGAGUCCAAAGAGGGUAAGAGCGGUCCGGCAAAGCCGGCCUGGGAGGGUGAAGGAGACGGCUGGAAAGAGAGCUCCCUGGGCUGGGGGGCAGGCUCUCAGGAGGUGGGCGGAGCCUGGGGGGAACAGCUGCCGUCCCCCGAGCAGACCUGGGGAGGCAAAUCCCAGGAAGGGGGAGGCAGAGCAGGAGGCAGGGGGGGCCCGACCUCGGUGAAGCCGGGCAGCUGGAUCGGGGGCAGUGGGGGCAGCAGAGCCUUAGCACAGCGGGAGGCGGCUGCGGGGCAGCCCACCGGCUGGGAGGAGCCCCGCUCCCCCUCCAUCCGUCACAAGAUGGAGAUCGACGACGGCACGUCAGCCUGGGGCAACCCCAACAUCUACAGCAAGGCCAUCAACCUGUGGGACAAAAACAAGCCUCCAGGCAACCAGGAGCAGAGCUCUGCCCCCACCGGCAAUGGCAGCCAAUCCCAUCACAGCGUCUCGCGACACAGCCAGUUACCCGCCCCCUGCCACGGCCGCCCCGCCCCUGUCAGCGGUCCAGCCAAUCCAAGCAGGCCUCAGCAGCCAGGAGCACCAGGCAGGCCCCCCAUGGCAGCUGCAGCGUGGCCGGAGCAGCCGACCGUGCCCCCCAAAACCGAAUCCACAUGGGGGCAGCCAACCUGCCCCUCCGUCUCCGUGGACAACGGGACGUCGGCUUGGGGCAAACCCCCCGCUGGCUGUGGGGGCUGGGGAUCGGAGGGCCCCGAGGGGGCCGGGCCUUUCAGCAGAGGGGGUGUACCCCCAGGACCGGCCAGCCGCAAGCCAGCUCCCAAACCUAUGCAAGAAGGCUGGGGGGGUCGUAGCACGGAAGAGCCGACCUCGGCCGGUGGCCCGUGGGAGGCCAAGGACGUGGACGUGUGGAGUGGCACCGCCGCCAAGCAGGAGAGCAGCUCCUGGGGAAACCUGCCCAGAAAGGUGCCACAGAAGGUGACUGAGGGAAAAGCGGCAAAUAAGCAGGACGACUCCUGGAUCAUGAGUCACCUGAUCAAACAGCUGACGGACAUGGGAUUUCCAAGGGACCCGGCAGAGGAGGCGCUCAAGAGCACUGGCAUGAAUCUGGACCAAGCAAUGAGUGUCCUGCUGGAAAAGAAGACUGCCCUGGACAAGCGAGGCCUGGUGGGUGGAUCCGAUUACAGCAACGGGCCGGUUCCCAAGCCUGGACGGACGGCACUCCUGCCCAAAGAUCCCCCGCCAGACCGUCCUGCUUUCGGAGAUAAUGGUGGCGUAUUUGGCAGCAGUGGGGCAGCAUUAGCUCGCUCUGCCCAUUCGCAGCAUCAAGCUCCACCCCCUCUCUCACUGGCCACGCCCCUCAGCUCCUCCCAGACUGGUCACCGUGCUCAAGUGCCUCAGCUUCUCUCCCCUCAGGUCCAAGCGCAGCUCCUGCAGUUAGCGGCCAAGAGCGUCGGUCUGAACCCUGGGCUACUGGGCUCCCCAGCCAACCCCCAGCACACGAACCUUCUCAACCAGUUAUACCAGCUACAGCUGACUUACCAGCGUCUGCAGAUCCAGCAGCAGAUGCUGCAAACCCACCGCACUGCGUCCGGCCCGGCCAGGCAGCAGGAGCAACAGGUUGCACGUACAAUCAGCAGCAUGCAGCAACAGAUCCAGCAGCAGCAGCGGCAGCUGGCCCAGGCCCUGCUGAAGAAGCAGCAGGCGCCGACUCCCUCCCACCCCGGUGCCCCCAAAUCAGCCCUGGAUGGCUUUGCAGGCCACCACCCGGCUCCGGGCCUCGCCGACAUGCAGACCAAAGAGCCGCAGUCCGCUCCCAGCUCCUACGCCCCCUACUCUCUUGCCGGACUGAACCUGAACAUGAAUGUCACCGGCAUGGAGGCGGACAGCCUGUGUGUGAAGGACCCCUCCCAGCCGCAGUCUCGCCUGUCCCAGUGGACGCACCCCAGUCCUCGGGAAGGUGUCUCGGACCCAGGCUUCAGUAAAUACGGCUCUAUGUCCAAGCUGGGCCCCCCCCAGGGGAAGCCCACGAUGGACAGCUCCUUCAGCUACAACCUGCACCCCAGCGCCGAGUCCCCCACCAGCUCCCUGGUGACCUCUGAGGGCUGGGCUCAGGUCAAGGGCACCGGUGACAAGAUCUCCAAUGGGACCAGUGUCAACUGGCCACCAGGGAAAAUGUCAGACAAGCCCAGCUGGUCCACUGUGCCACCCAAGGCCUCGCUGUCCCAUGAGCUGUGGAAGGGGCUGCAGGUGCCCAGGAACACGACAGCCCCCCCGCGCCCCCCUCCAGGCCUGGCUAAUGCCAAGCCCUCCUCUGCAUGGGGGGGCAGCGGUCUGGGCCUGCCGGUGGGAUGGAGCACCACCUCCUACUCAGCAGGUAGCAGCUGGGGUUCAGACAGCUCGUCCAGAACAAGCAGCUGGUUGGUGUUGAGGAACCUGACCCCCCAGAUCGACGGCUCCACCCUGCGCACACUCUGCCUGCAGCACGGUCCUCUGCUGACCUUCCACCUCAGCCUGAGUCAGGGCAGCGCCGUCGUGCGCUACAGCUCCUCCGAGGAGGCCGCCAAGGCCCAGAAGUCCCUGCACAUGUGUGUUCUGGGGAACACCACCAUCCUGGCCGAAUUUGCCGGUGAGGAGGAGGUGAAUCGCUUCUUUGCACAAGGCCGCUCGCUCACACCACCAGCGUCCAAUCAGGGGCGGCUAGGGCUGGCGGGGGCGGGGCCAUCGCACAGCACGGGCCAAUGGAGUGACGGCCGGGUCGAGGCUUCUGACAGCGGAAGUGGCGGAUCUGGCACAGACCUUCUGUGGGGAGGGGCCCCCUCCCAGUAUUCCAGCCUAUGGGGAAGCCCCAGGCGGGAGGAUGGCGGGCUCAUUGGCAGCCCUGCUCCAAUCAGUACGCUGCUUCCUGGGGACCUGCUGAGUGGAGAGUCCUUGUAGGAGUCAGAUCAAGUCAGCUUCAGAGGAAGGUGGUCGGCUAAUAGUAGGAUCACCGGGCCUCUUCUGAUUGGUUGCCACCCUCAUCUGAUUGGUGAGCAGUAUCCCUCUGAUUGGUCAGCAGUCUGUUGCACAGCCAGCCAUUCCUUCCAUGACGUCAUCAGAGGAUGUGAUGUGACCUCGCUGAGGCCUGUAAUUUUCCCUUGGCUUUCCCUGAUCAGCCUGACCUGUGGUAGUUUAUGGUCUUUUAUUUGUUUUUUUUUCGUUUGAAGAACUGAUCUGAACUGCUGUUAAAAACCAACCUUUGACCUCCUUCCCUCACACAGCAGGAAACAAUAGAAAUUGUUCCAAAACACUCAGCCUGUUCUAUUGUUUAUUUCUGUGCCGCAGUAUUGGCCUUAAAUGAUCUCACGCUUUUGGUCUUUCAUACGAUUUUAUACUGACUUGAGACUUGAGAGACUCUUGGACAAAUCGCACAGUUUCGUCUGAGGCAACAAUCGUUGUAUGGAACCCAAAGGACAACAUCGCCCCCCGCAGGCCCGGAGGUCUUUGUGUCCAUGACUCUCGAGCACUGACACCGGCGUCUGUUCUGAAUGUUUAUUCGAUUUGCAUAUGUCGCUCCCAUAAGGAUAUUCUCCGGAUGCCGUCGGUUUGGCUGAGGGCCCGUUGAUGUUAAUCACUGCCUUGCUGAUCUGUUAAAAAAAAAAAAACAAACAAAAAAAAUCCCACUGCAGUGCCAGCACCUUGCUGGUGGACACACUGCUGUUGGCCGUUACUUUCCCAUCAGCUCACAUGCUGCCAUAUUCCUCAAGAAAUGUCACCUUCGGUUCAUGUGCAAUAUAUUCCAGAGUCUUCACCAAUAUCCUCGAAGGAAGAUCCGAAGAUUCGUGUUAAUACAGACUCUGCAGGCUUCUCCACGAACCUGCAACGCCUUCGGCCAUUUCUGCUUUUCGAUGAAUACGAGGUAAUCGUUACCCCUGUAAUUACAUCAUAGCACUUACCCUGGAACACAGCCCCAGCUGAUGGGCAGAGGAGGUUCCCACGACGCGCUUUUCAGCCUUCUGCUCCCAGUCUCGCUUGCUUUUCCGGGAGCAGAUAGAGGGCGCUAGUGGGGGACUUGGAUGUACGUGACAGAGUCACGGUGAAAUGUGACAGUCGUGGUCGACUUUUUUUUUCCCCAGUGUUUUUGGUCACUGGAUUUCUUACACACUAUUUCUUACACCCCCACCCCCGAAGCUGGUUUAAUUUGUUUCUGCUCUGUGCUGUUUUAGAGACUUUUAAAGAGGAGGGUCCAGCAUGUCACUGUCUCUAUGCCAGUGUUUCUCCAGUGACCCCCGGACAGUCUAUGUUUUUGCUGUCUGGUAAGGAAGCUGAGAGGGAGCAAAAACGUGGACCGGCCGGAGGUAGCGAAAUGCUGCUCUAUGCAAUGGUUAAGAUAUGUACGACGAGCACUUGUCUGACCCCUGUUGAAGGUCAGCCCCGCCUCGGACGGGACAACAAGCCAAACUGUCAUCAGCGUGUGCCCCCACUUCAGGAGCGAUGCCGCUCCUGAGGAAAUGCACCCCCACAAUACCCGCUCCGUCUCGAUGGCAGGGUAGCGCCAAUAACGAACUUUAUCUCUCGAAAAGCAGUGACACUGAUUUCCUGUUUUAUUUUCUUCCUGUGACUCCCCUCGUGUGGUUAAGCAGGGUUUCAGAAGUGCAUGACCGUUUCACUGAACAUCUCGAUGGCUUGCACACUUACUGGUGACCGGAGAAAGAAUCCCAGCCGUUGCUACCUCACUUGUGUGUUUCCUUCUGUGACUUUGGAUUUACUGAUAUCAAAAGUGGUGAAGGCAGUUAGUGACUGUCCUUGUUUUUCUCUGUAAAGUGUGUCAUACCCGUAACGCCCCACCCAUCACGGAACGUUUGUAGGGCUCCAGGAAAUGUAGUGGGGGGUUGUCUUGGGUGGGGGACCUUUAGGGAAUGAUAUCAACACUGACUCUAUUUUCAAAGCGAGGUUCAUAGCCUGCAUUCUGAAGCUUGGGUUUCAUGCAACACAAACGCCGAAAUCACUGUUGCCCUUCUCAAACGUUUGUCUUGCAGGACCUUCUCCCGAGGUUGCCCCCCUCCUGCCCCCAUGUUGGGCACGGGCCUCAAAAAUGGUUUUUCCCAUUACGCGCAUAUUAAAAGAAAACACAUAUCAACAGAAAAACUGAUUUAAAAAAAACAAAACAUACUUGAAUCUAACAAAGCAACAUUACUGUAAUGUGAAGUUUUUCUAACAGUUUUUUCUCUCAUUCAUAAUCUUCCAGGUUUUUAUAUAUAAAAAAAAAUACAAUAAUAGACUAACAAAUCUUUGGGGGAAAAAUGCUGAAUGACACUGACGUCACGUGAGUGUUUGCACAUUUUUGUGUGUGCUUAUUCGAGACGUGAGAAUCGACUGUGGAUGCCACGCUGUGUUCGUGUGACGGACUUUACCGGCGAUCCUCGAGCCCGGCUCCGCACUCAAUCUGUGCUUCCCCUCAAUCGGCUCCCCGGCCCAAAUGACACACGGCACUCGAGGUGGGGGGGGUGGGGGUUUUGGCGGCCAUCUUUGCUUGUCUCUGUUUACUCAAGGACAGUGACGUUCUCGCAGAAUCUGCCAGAUGUUUUACCUUCUACCUUGCUGUGGCUUUCCUGGCAGAAUAAUUCCAGAAAAGGUCGCGACUCUGAUGAAUGCAUUUUACAAAAAGAAUACACAAAAGAUCAAUUUUUUUUUUUAAAAAAAAGGACUUUGGUGAAAAGUGGCAAUAGACUAGAUGGACUUCAGCUCUCCAUGUCUGAGGACACGUGACAAGAAGACUGUAGGAGCCAGGCUUGUAAUGAAACUCCAUUCAGUGGUGCCUACCUUAGUGUUUUGUUUGUUUGUUCAACAUAUCUUUGCAAAGGCCACCUGUUGUUUACAAACGUUUGGUAUUUCUAACAUUCAAGGAAAGAGAUUUUAUGACGGGAACGGUUGAAAAAUAAACAAGUUCUCUUCCAUCAAAUAAAAACACUAUACAAGAAGGUUAUUGUGCUAAUUUCAGAACUCUGGGAAUGAUUCAUGUCGUAUGUCAGUGUUACUGUUAAUCAUCUUUAAUAGCCUCUCUGAGCUGUACAUUUUUUUUUUUGGGGGGGUGGGGGGGGGAGUUUAAAUUCCGCAUUGCUUGCACAGAGGAAAAAAGUGGACGUCUCAGGAAAAAGUUCCAGAGUACAAACUCCACGCCAUUAAUUUUUAUAAUUUAAAAAAAUAUCAAAAUUUAAAAAAAGGUAAAGAAACUGAAUAAAAGAUGCUAAAUUGUUAUGUUUACCAAAUAUUGGAUUUAAAAAGUGACGUGACUGCUUUUGUAUAAAAUCUAUGUAAUAAAACUGCUUUAAAUUUUUAAAUCACUAGUUGGCGAAAACUCGGUGGCUGUACAUUUUAAAUUCAUUAUGAGGUACUUCCUGUCAAACUAGGAGUUUGUGCAUUAAUAUUUCUCGCCUUUGUCAUUCUUCCUCAUGUGGCAGAUAAUUCAAUGACAGAAUUGUCUUUUUGGGAUGCACUUCAAAAAAAGGGAAAAAAACCUGUGUGGUUUGUCACGUUAAACAGCUCACGAUCUAUGCACAGCGGUUAGGGUUCGAGGGGCGGGGCCUUUCUAGAUGCUAACGGCAUGUUAGCCCCGCUUUCCGCUCCAUUGUAGUUUCUCUUGUUGGCCUCUAUGUUAGGUUACCAUGCUGUAUAUUCCAAAACCAAUGAGUCUCCGUCUACAUGGUGCCGAGGUUGUUUGUAUUAUCACAUGUGAUCAAAGUGUCAUAUCUCUACUUUCUGUGGGAAAUGGGGAGGGUCGCCUUUAAAUUUUUACUUUGACUGUAUCAAAAUAGUGUUUUUCUUCAUAUUACCUAAAAUGGUGUGGUUCAUGUCAACAUGCAGCAAAGAGAUUAAUGAACUGUGGAACUUCUCUCAAACGAUUAAUAAAUUAGCUGUUUUUUUGUU
Messenger RNA from Paramormyrops kingsleyae, 9349 nucleotides. The record is from RefSeq and is a predicted model, not a curated record. Lineage: Eukaryota; Metazoa; Chordata; Actinopteri; Osteoglossiformes; Mormyridae.